AUUGUUCCGGGACAGUCCAUCAACCCACUCCUGAGCUUUUCCAGAUUCUUCUCAUAGUACUGAGCUAUGCCAUCUCGAGUUUAUCUUGGGCUUGGCUUCUUAAUCUUGGCAAUCUUUAUUCAGCUUUUUGUUCAUCAGUCGCAAAAACCAAGUCAUAUUGUAACCGCUCCAUUCAAUCGCAGUAGUUUUCCGCCUGGUUUCAUAUUUGGUGCUUCUUCUUCUGGCUAUCAGUAUGAAGGAGCAGCGUUCGAAGAUGGAAAAGGACCAAGUAUACUGGAUACUUUUUUCCACAAAUAUCCAGAGAAUCUAAAAGAUCGCAGCAACGGAGAUGUGGCUAAUGAUUUCUAUCAUCGUUACAAGGAAGACGUACAACUGAUGGACUACAUAGGCAUAACUGGUUUCAGAUUUACCAUCUCGUGGUCCAGAGUUUUGCCUCAUGGGAAGCUGAGUGGAGGAGUGAACGAGCUAGGCAUUGCCUUUUACAACAGCCUCAUCAAUGAGUUAAUAUCAAAGGGCAUAACACCUUUUGUGACACUAUCUAGUUGGGAUACUCCACAAGCCCUAGAGGAUGAAUAUGGUGGUUUUCUAAAUAUUAACAUUGUGGAUGAUUUUCGAGAUUUUGCUGAGCUUUGUUUCAAAGAAUUCGGUGAUAGGGUCAAGCACUGGUUGACCUUCAACGAACCAUGGUCUUUUGCCACAAUUGGUUAUGACGGUAGCACCUUUCCAAGCGCCAUAGCUCCAGGAAGGUGUUCGGCAUGGAUGAACAGAGGAUGCCCUGAAGGGGAUUCUUCAACUGAGCCAUAUUUGGUUGGCCACCAUAUUAUCCUCUGUCAUGCAACAGCUGCUAAACUGUACAGAGAGAAGUACAAGCCAUCUCAAAAGGGGCAGAUAGGAAUAGUGCUGAUAGCAAAUUGGUGGGUACCUUACUCCGAUUCGAAGGCUGAUGCAAUUGCGGCCCAAAGAACCCAGGACUUUUUCCUUGGAUGGUUUCUUGAUCCACUCACUUUUGGUGACUAUCCAAAAAGCAUGCGUAGCUCAGUGGGGGAACGCUUACCAAAAUUUACUGAAGAACAGAAAUUGUUGAUCAAAGGGUCCUUAGACUUCCUGGGAUUGAACUACUAUACUUCCAUGUUUGCUUAUGAUGCCCCCCAGGAUAAUAGUGUUCAUAUGAGCUAUUCAACCGACAUGCAAGUUAAUAUCACAGUAAUACGGGAUGGAAGACUUAUUGGGGAACCGAGCGGAGCAGAAUAUUUGUUUGUUUAUCCAGAAGGGCUUGCUAAGCUGCUUGUCUAUUUGAAGAAAAACUACCAGAAUCCAACAAUCUAUGUUACCGAGAAUGGAUAUGCUGAAAGCCAUAUAAAUAGUCUUGAGCAAGCGACCCAUGAUACAAAGAGGAUCAAAUUUUAUAUCGACCAUCUCGAGGCAGUGAAGGCAGCCCUUGAGAAGGGAGUUGAUGUAAGAGGAUUCUUAGUAUGGUCGUUGUUGGACGGAUUUGAAUGGAAUGCAGGUUUCACUGAGAAGUAUGGCUUAAUUUAUGUUGACUUUAAGAAUGGACUUAAAAGGCACCCCAAGCAUUCAGCUCUUUGGUUCAAGCAAUUCCUCGAGUAAUAUAAUCAGUUGCAAAAAUUGAACCCUACUUUUCAUUCCAAAAUAAUGUCCCUAGCAAGUAGUAAGGCUUCGACAGACAGGCUCGUGUUACUUAGUUGUACGUAUCGAAAAUAAUUAUGCAUAGUUACAAGCUAUGUAAACUUUAUGCUAGAAGUUUUGUAUUACUACUUGAGAGGCUUGAAAUUCUGUCAGCUCCCAAAUGAAAGUAAUAGUAGUUUAGUAAUUAAAUUCAGUUGAGUUGUUGAUGUUU
This is a messenger RNA of Coffea eugenioides, 1858 nucleotides long. RefSeq names its product furcatin hydrolase-like. The transcript is spliced from 13 exons. The record is from RefSeq and is a predicted model, not a curated record. Bases 67 to 1608 code for a protein of 513 amino acids. Gene Ontology annotation, biological process: carbohydrate metabolic process. Gene Ontology annotation, molecular function: beta-glucosidase activity. Lineage: Eukaryota; Viridiplantae; Streptophyta; Magnoliopsida; Gentianales; Rubiaceae.